CCUCCCGGUAACCAGUUGACACGGCUUUUUGUUUCGAAAGAAUCGAAAGAGAAGAGAGAGUAGAGGAGAAGACUGAGUCUCGUCUCGUCUCUUCGCUUCAACCUAUAGCUGUUCUCUGCUCUUCGACAGAUUCCUCUUUGCCCAAAAACGAUCGGAGGAUAAUGCAGUUUGACUCAUAGCAACGAAGAGAAGCAGAAAGUUUUGAUCUUUGGACAUGGGUAUGUUCCUAUCCGACAAGGAGAACACAACCUCACCUCUACUCCAAUUCCGCAACUGCUACAAAGUCGCAAGCCUCACAGAGACCAUUCUAAACCCACUAAACGUUUCUAAUUUAAGAGACCGUUACUUCCUCGGGGAACAGCUAGGCUGGGGCCAGUUCGGCGUGAUCAGAGUCUGUUCCGACAAGUUAACAGGAGAGAGGCUCGCCUGCAAGUCAAUCUCUAAAGACAGGCUCGUAACGCAAGACGACAUGAAGAGCAUCAAGCUCGAGAUCGCCAUCAUGACUAAGCUAUCUGGACACCCUCACGUCGUGGAUCUCAAAGCGGUUUACGAGGAGGAGGACUAUGUGCAUCUUGUGAUGGAGCUGUGCGCGGGAGGUGAGCUGUUUCAUAAGCUGGAGAAGUAUGGGAGAUACUCUGAGGUCCGUGCAAGGGUGUUGUUCAAGCAUUUGAUGCAAGUGGUGAAGUUUUGUCAUGAUAAUGGUAUUGUCCAUAGGGAUUUGAAGCCAGAGAACAUUCUCAUGGCUACUGUGUCUUCUUCCUCUCCUAUCAAACUUGCUGAUUUUGGUUUGGCAACCUAUAUCAAGCCCGGUGAGAAGUUAAGUGGGACGGUUGGUAGUCCGUUUUAUAUAGCACCGGAGGUGUUGUCAGGGGGGUAUAACGAAGCAGCUGAUGUAUGGAGUGCAGGGGUUAUUUUGUACAUACUUCUCAGUGGAAUGCCUCCCUUUUGGGGAAAGACUAAGUCAAAGAUUUUUGAUGCUGUCAGGGCUGCAGAUUUGAGGUUUUCCGGUGAACCGUGGGACCGUAUAACUUCACACGCCAAGGAUUUGAUCAGAGGGAUGCUUUGCGUUGAUCCUUCCCAAAGGUUGUCAGCUGAUGAUGUUCUAGCUCACUCUUGGAUGGAGGAGGUAUCUGGAUCAGGUCAAGAACAGUAUGAUGAAGAUGGGGUUGGGUGUGAAGGGUUGGAGAAUGGUGGAUGCUCUUUCUCUACAGGAUAUGUUUCUAGGGAGCAAGACUAUAGCUUUAACAUGGGGCAGUUAGAGCCAUUGGCUGAUAAUGAUUGUAGAUCAUCAUUCUCCUCUUUCUUACCUGCGGAUAACAAUAUACAGACAGCUUCUGGCUUUGGUGGGUUUUCUUUUGAUGGGGAACAACCUGAAUCAACCUCUGUUGGCUUCUCAGUAACUGGACUUACAUCUAUGCCAAGCUUUAGCUUCUUUAGUCCAAGCUCAGCGAUAACAGAGAACAACAACAUUGGUGAAACAGAUGGGAAAGUCAGAGACACAAGCCCAAAGAGGUUACUGCCUUCAACGGAUGCUUCUUCACAACUUGAGAGGGGCGAGGAAGGAGGUGAGAAUCAGACAGAAGCAGGAGGAAAGGCAGAGACGAGAAGGGAAAGAGGAAACUGGGCAAGAAUGUCAGGUCUACACAGCAAAAGAAACAGGACCAUAGGACUUGGUGAGCUAGACCAGUUGGUGGUGGAUGUUGCAGUCACUGAGUCGAUCAUUCGGUGGGCGUCUUGCACGCAUAUUCCCACUGCUCCAUCCCUCAGAUUGUCUCUCGUCUGCUGACAAGGAACCAAUGGAAGAAGACGAAGAAGCAGACUCUUAUGAGUAUAAUUAUUGUAUGUAAAGGACAUCUGAUUUUGGUCAUGUAUUGUUUUUGUAGUAACAUCUUUCUAUGGAAAAGUGAUCUCAACUGUAAAAACAACCGGAGAUGUCUCAGCAAUAGAGUGUGGUUUUGAUUU
Molecule: messenger RNA, 1962 nt
Organism: Brassica oleracea var. oleracea
Lineage: Eukaryota; Viridiplantae; Streptophyta; Magnoliopsida; Brassicales; Brassicaceae
Product: calcium-dependent protein kinase 26
Exons: 5
Coding region: 215-1786 (523 amino acids)
Biological process (GO): peptidyl-serine phosphorylation; protein autophosphorylation; intracellular signal transduction
Cellular component (GO): nucleus; cytoplasm
Molecular function (GO): calcium/calmodulin-dependent protein kinase activity; ATP binding; calmodulin binding
Source: RefSeq, a predicted model, not a curated record